AUGGAGCGAGUUCGUGUCCAUUGCGUCAGCUCCGCGGUUGCUGUGAACGAUCAACUGGAGACGAGGAGGAGCCGCGUCUUGGCUGUAGAUGGAGUGGUCACGUACGCAAACGUUUGCUUGGAGUCGGUGCUGGUGGUCUACGUCAUCGCCUACACCAACACGAACACGGCUACCAACACAGCUUCAAACACAUACGUGAAUACGAGCGGCGACGUCAUCACGAACGGCCGGAGCAACACCAGUAACGCCACAUACACCACCAACGACACGGCAAAGAACGACCGGAAUUCAAACUUCAAGUUGGUGUACAACACCCCAAACGUAAUCUUGGUGCGGCACUUGCUCAAUUGGACUUCCGACCGGCGCGGAGGACAGAACCACCAGCACCACGAGCGUUCGUGGGAGCAGUGUCGUCGUGGUGGGUACUGUAUUACAGCCUCGGCCUUGAUUGAACGGACCUUGGCGUAG
Aphanomyces astaci is the source of this 468-nucleotide messenger RNA. RefSeq lists its product as hypothetical. Bases 1 to 468 code for a protein of 155 amino acids. NCBI's taxonomy places the organism in Eukaryota, Oomycota, Saprolegniomycetes, Saprolegniales, Verrucalvaceae. The record is from RefSeq and is a predicted model, not a curated record. The transcript has 3 exons.